AUGGCCGCUGUAAGCGAACGGAGAAGAUACGAAUACCAGCCCUUGGGUCCUGGGGAAAUCCGCAUACUCAGACUUAGGCCCGGGAGCGACGGGUCGGCGCUCUCUGGUGACCUUUUAGUCGUGCCAAUCCACGCUGACUAUUUGGUCUACGAUGCUCUAUCCUAUAUGUGGGGUGAUUCGACGCCAACAGAUGUUAUCUACCUCUCGGACGAAGUAUUGCCUAUCGCAGCAAACCUCACGGCUGCUCUGCAUCAUCUUCGAUACAUUCACAGACCGCUCGUAUUAUGGGUUGACGCAAUUUCUAUCAAUCAAGAUGAUAUAGCUGAGCGUGAGCUGCAAAUUCGGAUCAUGAGGCAAAUCUUCAGUCUUGCAGAUACGGUCCGUAUCUGGAUUAAUGAACCCGACGUCGACGACACAAACGAAGCUGUUUCAGCAUUGAAAGAUUUCUCCAACGCAUCUGACCGUGAAUUUGAGGAACUUGGCCCGAAUCCAAGUUUCUGGGAUCCUGUGGUGCCAAUCUUUUCGAAUCCGUACUGGAAUCGCGCAUGGGUACAACAGGAACUUGCUCCGGAAUGGGGGAGACAUAUGAUGCCUUUUGCGUUAUACUACACCCCAGCCGCCAACGAUAUCGCAAUAUACGCAGACGGAAUUAAACUUUGGCAGCUAUUGCGUCUCCUUACAAACUGUAGUAAUCUCGCUAUGACCGAUACGCGAGACCGGGUCUAUGCUCUUAUGCACCUCGCGGAGGACUAUGAAGAAGGUGGCAUCGAAGUCGACUACGCUAAAAAUGAGGUAGAUGUCAUGAUUGAAGCGGUUGCUUAUCACGUCGCAAGAGCACAGGAUAUUGAUUUCUUAGACGAUUGUGCUCUCGGUGUAGAUAAAUGCUCUGUUCACGAUGGCGGCACUUGUCUGGAUGUGCCGUCUUGGUUGCCUCGAGUCUGGCUGGGUUGCGACACUGGACAUUCGCUUUCUUCCGAAAAAGGACCAAUGCAGACUCGGUGUCUUCCAAACUCGAUCCUGACCACUGAGAGGCGCCUUCGCGUCCGGGGCUUGAGGUUUAACACAGUGCGACGAUGUCUUAACCGUGGUAUAGACUCCCCGGAAACGACCAUUGAAGAGUUCUGGAUUUCUUCCUUUGGCAUCUACUUACGGGUCUUUGGUGGCUAUAAGGUUCAAAGCCUGCCACGCGAAUUGUAUUCAAUACUCGUUCAAAAUUUCGUACGGAUAGUCCCAAGCUUCAAUGACAUGGUACUAAGCCUGUCCACUUUUCUCCGUCUCGCCCAAGACCCACAGCUUGCCAGACGAGAGGUGGGCAUUGAUGGGAGCCUCUUAGUUGACCUGGUAAAAGCGUUAGACGGGGCUUCCAUAAUUGUGCUGGGAGGGAUCUUGGAACUCCUUCAAGACAGGAUGUUAAUCUUGAAUGAAACUGGAAAUCUUGGACUGAUAUCAAAAUGCGAUUUAGAUGAAAAAACUGAUGAGAUAUGGGUCGCACUGGGAUGCUCUUACCCGAUUAUUCUGAGACCGACGGACAACGGACGUUAUCAAUUUGUUUGUGCAGCUUAUAUCCCAAAGCUUGAGGAAUUUCAGGUUCUCAAAGAUCUUUCUAGCUAUGUUCAGCCGGAAGAUAAGGUUGGCGAGUGGACUGUUGUGGAUAUUGAGAUUGAGUAG
Cucurbitaria berberidis CBS 394.84 is the source of this 1668-nucleotide messenger RNA. RefSeq lists its product as uncharacterized. Bases 1 to 1668 code for a protein of 555 amino acids. NCBI's taxonomy places the organism in Eukaryota, Fungi, Ascomycota, Dothideomycetes, Pleosporales, Cucurbitariaceae. The transcript has 2 exons. The record is from RefSeq and is a predicted model, not a curated record.